AGAAGGCAAAGCUUUGUUCGGUAACGGAUGAACGCUAUUUAUACGGGCCGAAAGUAAUCCAAAAAGUGAAUAUACAAAUUUAAUACAAACGAAGACGUUUGUAAAACCAAAUGUGUCCGGCUUUAAGUUUUUCAACGCAGCAACUAAAAAAAGAAAAAUGUUAAAAGAAGCUAUUUCAAUAAUGAUUCUAAGUGUGAUGUUCUACGGUAUUCGAUGUCAAGACUCGGAUGAGGGUUACUUCUCAUGCAAUAAUGGCGACGUAGUACGCGACUAUCAGGUAUGCGAUGGCAGUAAAGAUUGUAGCGAUGGUUCGGAUGAGUUUAUUGAAAAUAAUGUCAUAGAUAGUCCAUGUUUAAAUGCAGAGUGCACAGAUUCAGAUGCCAAAUGCCAUUAUGGUGCAUGCAUUCCGGCAUCAAAAUGGUGUAAUACAAUAAAAGAUUGUGCCGACGGUUCGGAUGAAUGGAAGCGGAAUUGCAAUAAUAACGGAAAUCCCAAUGACUUAUCUUGUGAAAGUGGUAAAUUUAUCGCAAAGGAAUUAUUUUGUGAUGGCAAAGCGGAUUGUGACGACGCCUCUGACGAAACUGAAGCGUAUUGCUCGUUGAAAAAAUGCAAACCCACACAAUCCCCUUGCAGAUAUGGCGGGUGCAUUGAUACAAAUAAAUUUUGUAACGGAGAAAUUGAUUGCACUGAUAGGUCGGAUGAGAAUGAAUUUUUCGCUAAAUGCCCGCACCUCAAUUCACCAUCAGAAGUCGAGUAUAAACAAUCCACCAGCCCUUGCAACAUUCUAGAUGAUCCAAAUCUCGAAAUAUAUAAUGAAAACGAACAAGUUUAUUCAAAACCCGGUUACUUUGACAGUGAAACUCGAAUCAUUUUAACAUGCAAAAAUAAUUACACAAUAACAGCCAAUACAUCGGAAGUGGUGCGCAUUUGUGGUCAACAGGGUUGGGAUGAUGUGAUACCGAAAUGUUUUAAAUUUUGUAAUGCAGAAUUACUACAUAGAAGUAAUUCAACGACUGUCAAUUGCCUUUAUGGGAAUAAGAAGGUAGAUUGUAAGGAUAUAAAACCUCGUACGGAAGUGAUAGUCAUGUGUGCCGAUAGUUACCAAAUGCCAGACAGCGUAAGUCUAUAUGGCGUCUAUUAUAUGGUGUGUACAGACGACUCUACAUGGGACAGGAAAAAGAUCAAUUGUGAGCCUAUUUGUGGGGAAAGUGAAAUUGAGCCUACAGCCUCCAAUGCUCCAUGGUUUGUUCGUAUCAUAGCUCAAUCGUACGAUGUAUGUGGAGGCACCAUAAUUUCACCAAAUCUUGUGACAACGGCAUACCAUUGCCUCCUUGAUGAAAGUAGUGAAGCUCUUGAAGCUAAGUCUAUUCAAGUAAUGGCCGCUAAAGAGUUUGCAAACAACAGCAUUCAUACAAUUACUAUAAAGGUGGAUCGAAUAUAUGCUAAUAGAUCAAGCGAUGUUGCCCUGCUUAAAUUAGCCAAACCAUUUACUUUGAGUAAAAACAUCAGACCAAUAUGUGUUCCGUGGGAUUUUGCUUAUAGUAGAGGUUUUGUGAAUAAGUGGCCAGUAAUAAGAGAAUAUGUUGGUGUUAUAAAAUUUAGCGAAACCAGAGUAAGCAUUGUCUCCCAAUGCAAUGCCACUUUGGCAGACGACCAAUUUUGUGUACGCCCAACCCUUAGGCGGGGGCAGCUUUGUCAAGGUGACAGUGGUACCGGAGUAAUUACUAAAUACAGGGGUAAACACUAUUUAGUUGGCGUUAUCAGUUUUAAGCCAAAUCUUUCUUUCACCUGCACAAGAGAAUCCGUGGUUGCCGUUAAUUUCACGAAGAUAAAAAAAAUGUUUGAAUGGGUGAUUGAUAGCGAAAAGGAAAAAAAAUUCUAUGUUAAAGUUGAAGUGAAAUUGAAAUUGGGGAAGUGGACAUUUGAGCUGAUAUACUGCUUAGAAUUUGCAAUGAUUGAACACUUUAAAUAUUUGCUAUGUGCGCUAUUGGCAAUUUUUCAUAUGUCUGCUGCGUUGGCAACAAAUAAUACUUGGACCUGCACUAAUAAGGAAAUCAUUCCUCAGAACAAGCUCUGCGAUGGCUAUGCCGAUUGCAGCAAUGGACGCGAUGAAUCUGUAAAGGCAUGUCUGUCCAAUGCUUGUAAGGAUGAUGAAUUCCGUUGCGCCUAUGGGGCGUGCAUACGAGCCGAAUUGAAAUGUAAUAAUCAAAUCGAUUGUUUCGACCGGUCUGAUGAAAUGGAACUUUUGUGUGCCUCCGAUAAUGAAAUAUGGGCAAAGCUACAAGGAAAUUGCACGUAUGAAGAAUUUGAAUGUACUUCGGAUGAAUGUAUUGAUGACUCGCUCAUAUGCGAUGGCAUGCCAGACUGCAGUGAUGGAUCUGAUGAGACGGUAAGCGUUUGUGCCAGUAUGAUAUGCUCCGACUUCUCUUUCCGCUGCGGCUACGGUGCAUGCAUAAGUGUCCAACAAGUUUGUGAUAAAAUUUGGGAUUGUGUGGAUGGAUCCGAUGAAUUAUGCUCAAUGAGUGUAGAUACGGAUACGCAGGAAGAACUACAAGAAGAAAAACGAACAUCCACGCCUACUGCUUGCACUAUACCCUACGAGAACUUGCAUUUACAAGUCAGGCAUCGUGGCACAAAGCAACUUUUGUUUUAUUUGGAUAAAAUAUUGCAAAAUGAGACUGUCGAGUUCGAGUGCUCGGCCGGUUUUGAAUUGGUUGGUGCGAACCAUUUGGUGUGUGUGGACAAUAAUUGGUACCGCCAGUGGCCCAAAUGCGUAGCGUUGCAUAGGUCCGAACAAUGUCUGCAUAAUCGCACAUCUUGUGAUAACGGUGAAUGUAUUGCUGCAGCAGCACUUUGCAACGGUGUUAAGGAUUGUACAGAUGGUUCAGAUGAGACAGCGACGAAAUGUUAUGGGCGCAAUUGCACCGCAAGUGAAUUUCAAUGUAAAUAUGGUGCUUGCAUUUCAAUAGUGGCAGUUUGCGAUGCAAACCAACACUGUGCGGACGGUUCGGAUGAGACGCUGCUGCUUUGUACCAAAGAUGAAAAUGAUUUCUAUAACAUAUUGCAAGGCGGGUGUGUAGAUGAUGAAGACGAAGUAUUCAUCGCGUGCCUUUCGGGUGAAUGCAUCCCACAGUCAUCUAUAUGCAAUGGCGUACCAGAUUGCAGUGAUCGCUCCGAUGAGACGGUACAAAUGUGCGCUCACGUCAAGUGUCUUAACACAGAGUUCGCUUGCGCUUAUGGCGCCUGUGUGCCCAGCAGCGCACAUUGUGAUGGGCAAGUGGACUGUGUCGAUGGUUCGGAUGAAAUGCGCGAAUUGUGUGAGUACGUUGAAGCCGAAAGGGCGAAACAUGAAGAGGAAAUCAAUUUCGAUGACAGUUAUGAAGCGAACAUUGAUAAAAUCGAAGCAACACAAGAAGACCGACUUAUUAAGGCAAUGAAAGACAAUGAGCAGAUAAUGAGUACAAAUGCUGCGAACAAGGGUAUCGCCGAAAGUCUGCCAUCACAACCAAUUCAUAUGGGUGUGGCAUACCGACGGUGUACAAUACCUGUUGAUCGUGUGGCCCUACGUGCCGUUCUUGCAGAGCAGAAUGCAACUCUGAAAGUUGGCAGCCAAGUUGAUAUCGGCAAAAUUGUCACUUUUAGUUGCGAGGAAACCUGGCAAUUGGUUGAGGGGGAAGCUGAACUUUUAUGCAUGCCGCUCGGUGAGUGGUCUUCAAUUGUACCGAAAUGCGAAAAACGGUGUCCGCCGCAAUGGAGUGGAAUUUCCACUACCACUACAUGCACAUAUAACGACAAAGCGACUGAUUGUGGAGUUCACAGCAAGCCAGGCACUAAGGCAGUUGUACAAUGCGGUCAAGGGUAUGAGGCAAUCAUGCAACGAGUGAACCUUCAUUGCGGUGUGGACGGAGAAUGGGAUGCUCCGAGAUUUAAGUGUCAGGCGAAAUGUACGUUACCAGCGUCCAACCUAUUUAACGAGAAAAAUGAGAUGUUGGUAAAUAUUUUUAAAUUAAGCGAAAAUGAGAAGGAAGCGUUGAAUCCAAUUUUCAAACUGGAAUGCAAAGGCACCAUAAUUUCGCCGAAACUUGUGUUGACGUCUGCUCUGUGCUUUAGUUACAUUAACUUAUCCUAUAUAGCGGCAGCAAACGAUCCCGUUAUGUAUCGCAUCCUACCAGCGAGCACACAAAUUGACAGUUUCAAUCAAUAUGAGCAACUCUCCUAUAGCCAUAACAUCUCUCAAAUUAUAAUAGCUGAUGACUUCACUACUGACGACUUAGAUCCACCAGCGAUUGUUGUGCUUGUCGAUUACUUUGCUCCAAACAUAGCUACACCGAUUUGUAUGGAGUUCUCGAGGUCUUGUUUGAAUAGAGAAAAUGGAAUGGAAGACCCUGCUGAAAUACUGGCUAAUAAGAGGGGAGUCGCUUUCUCAUCGAACGGCUGUUUCGCUGUUGUCGGCCAAAGCGAGCUGAUCUUUAUAGAUAAAUAUAAGCAGUGGCUCGAAAUGCAUAUUCUAAGUUAUAAAUAUCUAUUAUAAUUAAACAAAUGUGCAGAUGUAUACACAUUUUUUAAUAAAAUGGAUAUUGGAGCGAAGUAUGCAUAAAUGAA
Messenger RNA from Anastrepha ludens (Mexican fruit fly), 4602 nucleotides. RefSeq lists its product as uncharacterized. Bases 158 to 4531 code for a protein of 1457 amino acids. The transcript is spliced from 15 exons. Gene Ontology annotation, biological process: proteolysis. Gene Ontology annotation, molecular function: protein binding; serine-type endopeptidase activity. The record is from RefSeq and is a predicted model, not a curated record. Gene Ontology annotation, cellular component: plasma membrane. NCBI's taxonomy places the organism in Eukaryota, Metazoa, Arthropoda, Insecta, Diptera, Tephritidae.